Molecule: messenger RNA, 1893 nt
Organism: Macroventuria anomochaeta
Lineage: Eukaryota; Fungi; Ascomycota; Dothideomycetes; Pleosporales; Didymellaceae
Product: apses-domain-containing protein
Exons: 3
Coding region: 1-1893 (630 amino acids)
Biological process (GO): positive regulation of transcription by RNA polymerase II
Cellular component (GO): nucleus
Molecular function (GO): sequence-specific DNA binding; DNA-binding transcription factor activity
Source: RefSeq, a predicted model, not a curated record
AUGUCUGCUGCCACUGCACAUGCGCCUGCUUCGGGCCCUCCCACAGGACUUUCCCACUACUCUUACCCACAACAACCGUCAAUGUUGCAGCCUGGCCCUCAGUAUGGAUCCGCGCCGCCAGGCUACCCCUCAUAUGGCUAUGGCAAUGGCGUGCCCCCACAGCUGCCGACAUCAUCAUCGAUGAAUAGCUCGAUGGUGCCUUCGACGAUCCAGCUUCCUGCAAUGUCUUCAGGUGCACCGGUGCCCGCGCCACAAAGUUAUCAGACUCAUACGUUCGACCACACUGGACAGGUCGCCCCACCAGGAAUGAAGCCUCGCGUUACCGCCACGCUCUGGGAAGACGAGGGUAGUCUUUGUUUCCAGGUCGAAGCUAAGGGCGUAUGCGUCGCUCGUCGUGAAGACAACCACAUGAUCAACGGCACCAAGCUCCUGAAUGUGGCUGGCAUGACACGAGGCCGCCGAGAUGGCAUCUUGAAGAGUGAGAAGACAAGACAUGUCGUCAAGAUUGGCCCUAUGCAUCUUAAGGGUGUUUGGAUUCCCUUCGAGCGAGCACUCGAGUUCGCGAAUAAGGAAAAGAUCACCGAGCAGCUGUACCCUCUCUUUGUCCACGACAUUGGAGCCCUGCUCUAUCAUCCUACAAACCAGAACAGGCAAAGUGUAGGAAGCGCCGCCAUGGCCGCUGUUGGUCGUCCUCGAUCUGACAGUGUGCAGACUGCUCAACGAUACUUGACAGGGCCAACCACAUCGCAACCUCCUUCUCUUCACCACCACCAUUCGAUGAGCAACCCCAUCGGUGCGGCUAUGUCGCAGCCUCCACACGCCAUCCAGCCGCACCCAUCUGCAGGGCGACCUGGCCUUGAUCGUGCUCACACCUUCCCUACACCACCUACAAGUGCGUCGAGCAUCAUGGGUAUGGGCAAUCAAGGCGGCUCCUAUGAGUGGAACGGCGCCAACGUCCAGAAUGCUCCCGGCAACCAACCGCUCUCUAUUGACACUGGCCUGAGCAAUGCUCGCUCCGUGCCAACAACACCAGCAAGCACACCUCCUGGCGCUGUACAGCAGGGCAUCUCAUACCCUUCUGCGCAAAGCUACGAUGGUUCCAGGCCAAUGUAUUCUGCCCCUCCUUCUCAACCUGGCCAGUAUCACACUCAAGGCCAGCCCAUGAUGGGAUACCGCAAUGAUGGCUCGUAUCCUAAGACAGAGAUGGCACCACCAUCCAGGAUCACCGAGGUACCAGAUGAGGGUGAGGUCAAACCUGCCGACGGUUCCUUGUCACAGAGCAACGACCAGGCAAAUGCACCUAACGGAGGCGAAGGUGAUCACGAGCAGGAUCAUGAGUACACCCACUCCAAUGCUCCCUACAACGGCAACAGGAGCGCAUACGGCUACAACCCUAGCGGCGUUCAGGGAGCAAUGCACCCUGACCACCCCCACUUGUCCCCGGAGAUGACUGGAUCCCCGCACCAAAAUGGGUCUGGACGCGCGACUCCACGCACAACAACAACAGGGCAGGCAUGGAGCUCAGGUUAUCCUACACCUCAGCGCCAGGGACUUCCAUCGAGCAAUCUGUACAGCGUCAUGAGCAGCGACCCCCGUGCUGCUUCUAACGGUAAUGCACCUCACGACGGCUACCCAGGUCCCACACAGUACGCCAACCAAGGCUACCCUGCAACAAACGGCUUAGGAUCUGCCAAACGCGGUCGUGACGACGAGGAGCAAGAUUCUUACCGACCUGACAGCGUCCAGGGCGACGACAUGGGUGGUCUCAAGAGGCGAAAGACAAUGGAGGGAGGCGCUGUUGGCCCAUACGCCCAGGACCCCACCCCAGGUCUUCAACGUGCUCACACCAUGCAAGCUCAAGCUCAAGCUCAAGCUCAGCGUGUCCGGAGGUAG